Messenger RNA from Eufriesea mexicana, 2285 nucleotides. RefSeq names its product zinc finger protein 235. Gene Ontology annotation, biological process: regulation of gene expression. Gene Ontology annotation, cellular component: nucleus. NCBI's taxonomy places the organism in Eukaryota, Metazoa, Arthropoda, Insecta, Hymenoptera, Apidae. The transcript is spliced from 7 exons. The record is from RefSeq and is a predicted model, not a curated record. Bases 141 to 2270 code for a protein of 709 amino acids.
UACUGGGGAAGUAUAGAGAGAAAUAUUAUAUUGGCGCGUAUCGACCGAGCAAAAACAACUUUUUUCCUAUAUCGCUUACACAUUUCAACUAUUUAGCACAGCGCCACUUUUUGGACAUCAAUAUUUUGUCAAAUCCUAUUAUGGAAUUAUCACAUGAGAUAUUGGAUACGAUAGAUAUUAAUAAUGACAAAGAUGUGAUAGAGGUAUUAAAGCAUGCUAUCACAGAAGAAAAUAUUAUAGUAGUAUCAGAAACUGCAGAGGAUUCUGUUGAAACAGAAAUAGAAGAAAUCAUAGAAAUAAUAGAAGAAAUAGAAGAGGACAAAGAAGAAUCAUCACAAGAAGAUGUUACAUUCACUGAAAAUAAAAAUACAAAAAUUAAGACAGAAAUGGAAGUUUAUGCUUUUGAUGAAGAUAAUUCAGUUUUCAAGACACAUUGUGAAAAAGAACAGGAAAAAAGAGAUCAGUAUCAUAAAAGUAAUAACAAACAAGUUGUAGCAUAUGAUGUAGAUGAGGAUUGGCAAGAUGAAGAUAUGGAAGAAGAAGAAGAAGAGUAUGAAUUAAAAUUUGAAGAUGGAUCUAAUAUACUAAAUCAUUGCACAGAAUCUUUGCAAGGACAAAGAAUAUUAGGUGGUGAUAAAAAGUAUGUAAAUAAUCAAGUAAUUUCCUUACCAUUACAAGCAAAUAGAUCAGAUUCUAGAGACAAUGUAGAAUCUUUGGAUAAAGCAGAAAAAUCUAAAUCAAAUCACGAGUUUAAAAAUAAUGUGAAUAAUGAUGAAACUAUUGAUAACACUGUAAGUCAUGAAAUUGUGAAGAAUGUUGAAAAUAAUCUAUUGUAUACAGUUCUUGGUACAAAGAAGCAAAAUUCGAUGAAAACAUUACAAGCAGAUAAAUUUUCAGAUGCCCAUUAUAUUAAGAUGGAACAACUUGAUGAAAAUACUAUACCAAUUGGUGGAACAAUUUAUUAUGAAGCAGAUAACAUAGAAACAUUGUAUGUUGCACAGACAGUGGAUGAUAAUGAACAGUAUUCUUAUGAUGCCACACCAAUAGAAAAUGAAGAGCAAACGUGGGAAACAACUAACUCAGAUACUAAUCAAAAUCAAGAAAAGGAAAAUUCUCAGGACCAAAUAUUUCUACAUGAAGAUGAAGACGGUCAAUUAUACUUUAAAGAUGAAACUGGUACGUUACAGCCAGUAUAUUUAACUGAAGAUGGUCAUUACGCUAUUGCAGAGAACAGUGAUGAUUAUGAAGGCAAGGAAUCACAAAUUAAAUCUCAACCGAAUGCCAGACAAGUAGAAGAAGAAUCUUACUCUAUGCCAGAUCAUGAACUCAAAUCUACACAUAUUAAUAAACAGAGUUCUGUGGUAUCUCCUGUUGAUCUCGAUAAUGAAGAUAAUACCGUGACUAUUUCCCUGAUAAUAUCCGAGGAUGAACACGGACAAAAAAGAACUCAAGUUAUUAUACCAACAACAGAUAACUUAAAAUGUGAUAUUUGUAAUAAAAGCUUUAAAACAUCGUUCCAAUUACUUCGACACAAUAGAUUGAAACAUGCUCGUGAAGAAGAUAUUACAACAAGAAAUUUCCCAUGUGAUUUGUGUCCUAAAAGGUAUCCAGAUCAAAAUUCUUUAGCCCGUCACAGAAAAACUCAUACUGGUGACCGACCAUUUCAGUGCCUCGAGUGUCAUAAAAACUUUCCAACAUCUACCGCUCUACGUCGUCACUUGACGCUUCAUAAUUCACAAUCUCGACCUCUUCCGUGCAUUUACUGUGGUCGUCGCUUCGUAGAUAAAGCUAGUCUGGUCAAACACGAGCAGUCGCAUUUGGCUGGUGAUCAGCGGACCCACACAUGCGAUGUAUGUCAUAAGUCAUUCUUACAUGCAACUGAUCUGAGUCUACAUAAAAAGUAUCAUGAUCCUGAUAAGAAAUUUGACUGUGAGGUUUGUGGUCGAGAGUUCAACAGAUUGAACAAUUUGCAGAGACAUAUGAUGGUACAUCAACAACAAGGGGCAAAUGAAGAAAUACUUUCAUGUGACGUAUGUGGCAUCACCUAUAAAUUUAUGAGCUCGUUGACGAGGCAUAUGGUGACGACACACAUGAACCCUGAAAAGUUAAGGCAACAAGCAGAAGAACAACGAAGAAAGCGUGAAAAUAAUUAUCGUCGUUAUCUAGAAAAUCGAAAAAUGUACGAAACUCAACAUUCAGGAGGAUAUGGAACGAAACGGAAUUAUCAUAACACGCGUAUACUUAGUGGAAGUAACGAUGAAACGGCUUGAUCUGCAUUUUUGAAC